Peniophora sp. CBMAI 1063 is the source of this 471-nucleotide messenger RNA. The record is from the annotation of a GenBank genome assembly. Lineage: Eukaryota; Fungi; Basidiomycota; Agaricomycetes; Russulales; Peniophoraceae.
AUGCCUGCUCUCCUCUCCCCAACUUACCCAUCCUUUGCACUCGUGGUCACUGAAGCGUUCUUUGACGCUCGGCCUCCGCCGACCCCAGCCACGCGCCACACGGACAGCCUGCGUCUUCCCUCGAGGUACGAGCCUUACCCGCGUCCGAGUCCAAGACUCGACGAGCCCAUGAUGACUACCGUCGACUACCGCUGGUCUCCCCCUCCCACUACUUCAUACCACUUUGGUGCGAGUCGCGCCAUGAUGGACGUAGACGACUCCUCCGCUGAAAGUGACGAGUCGCACUUUCUCGCCGUCUACAACCUUGAUACCGCCGUGAAUGGCCUAAAACCUCACAAGCCUCUCUUGGCUCGGCGCCCUAGCCUCUCUACUGUCGUCGUGGAUCUUGCGCUUCUUCUCAAAGCGAGCUGCAAGAAGCUCCUCGCGCCGGCCACUAAUCUGAGAGCUACCCGCCCCACACCCACAUCCUGA